Cynoglossus semilaevis (tongue sole) is the source of this 4640-nucleotide messenger RNA. It is a transcript of the gene evi5l, whose product is annotated as ecotropic viral integration site 5 like. Gene Ontology annotation, molecular function: small GTPase binding; GTPase activator activity. NCBI's taxonomy places the organism in Eukaryota, Metazoa, Chordata, Actinopteri, Pleuronectiformes, Cynoglossidae. The record is from RefSeq and is a predicted model, not a curated record. The coding region runs from base 682 to 3243 and encodes 853 amino acids. Gene Ontology annotation, biological process: regulation of GTPase activity. The transcript is spliced from 20 exons.
UCGCAGAAUAAAGCUUUAUUCUUACUGGUUUUCUGUGUUGUGCUGCUACUCGAAGACAAAAAUGUCGUAGUUCUUGGUACGCCAUUGGUAGAUGACAUGUCAAUUAUCUCUAUUCUGUUAUCUGAUUGGCGAGUCGUAGGCCGUGCUCAGCAGAAAGCAUAGAAACGCCAUUCUGUGAGAUCUCCUCCCAACUGAUGCGGCUAUCCGUAGCUUUCCUCUUAUAUCCCUGGUAAAUGGCAGGCUACAGGUCGCGGCUGUCAUGGUCAUAACAGCGGACAUCUGCUGAAACCUUGUUUUCCUGGACCCCUGGUUUCGCUACCUUUUUAAGCAUUUCCUGCUUACUAGGUCUCGGUUCGGGAGCAGCGGUGCGGUUCGACGCGGUGCUGGUUUCCCGGUUGAACGGUGGCAGGAGGAUGGCGCUGCAUCUCUGUGCUUGUGCUCAGUCUAUUAACAUUUUAAUGAGCUGCUAAACAACACGUUUGACAUUUACCGCAGACGAGGCAGAGUCGGAGCCUUCAACAACACGCCGCUCCGAUUAUGGGAAAGGAGUCCAGGUUCAAAGAGCUCUGAUCACACUGGCUUAACAGCCAGUCAGGACGGACACGAGAAAGUUUGACUGAGGACAGAGGCCAACUAAGAGACUUUCUUACUCUUGUCACAUCCAGCCACAUCACCACCAACAUGUCUCUACCCAGCAGCAGCCCAGAAAGAGAGGACUCAGUUGGGGCCUUCUCCCAUCUCGACUGCUCUUGUUCCCCACCUGGGAUGGAUGCAGAUCCCUCGUCAACGGGCAGCCCGGUGCUCAGCCCAGACUCAUCUUCCCAUGAUGCAGUGUUGUCCGCACCAGCAGCCUCUCCAGCAGACUCAGAGAACCUGAGUCCUGAUGAACUGGAGCUGUUGGCCAAACUGGAGGAACAGAACAGGCUACUGGAGGCGGAUUCUAAAUCCAUGCGCUCCAUGAGUGGCUCACGCCGCAACAGCGGUUCCUCACUGGUGUCCAGCUCCUCGGCCUCCUCCAACCUGUCUCACCUGGAGGAGGAUACAUGGAUCCUGUGGGGCCGCAUCGUCAACGAGUGGGAGGAGUGGAGACGCAAGAAGGACAAACUCCUAAAGGAGCUGAUCAGGAAGGGUAUUCCUCACCAUUUCCGAGCCAUCGUCUGGCAGCUGCUGGGUAACGCUACUGACAUGCCUGUGAAGAACCAGUAUUCUGAGCUGCUAAAAAUGUCCUCUCCAUGUGAGAAGCUCAUCCGCAGAGACAUCGCUCGCACCUACCCCGAGCAUGAGUUUUUCAAAGGUCAAGAUAGCCUGGGACAGGAAGUCCUCUUCAAUGUCAUGAAGGCAUAUUCACUGGUGGAUCGAGAAGUGGGCUACUGCCAGGGCAGCGCGUUCAUCGUUGGCUUACUGCUCAUGCAGAUGCCUGAGGAGGAGGCGUUCUGUGUGUUUGUGCGUCUGAUGCAGGAGUAUCGCCUCAGAGAGCUGUUCAAACCCACCAUGGCUGAGCUCGGCCUCUGCAUCUACCAGUUUGAAUAUCUGCUCCAGGAGCAACUUCCUGAACUCAAUGUCCACUUCCGCUCACAGAGUUUCCACACGUCCAUGUAUGCCUCCUCCUGGUUUCUUACCCUUUUCCUCACCUUCCUCCCCCUGCCUGUUGCUACUCGCAUCUUUGAUAUUUUCAUGUAUGAGGGUCUAGAGAUUAUCUUCCGCGUGGGUCUGGCCAUCCUACAGUACAACCAGACUGACCUCAUUCAACUGGACAUGGAAGGAAUGUCACAGCAUUUCCAGAAAGUGAUUCCACACCAGUUUGACAGCUGCCCCGACAAGCUGAUCCUCAGGGCCUAUCAGGUCAAAUACAACCCCAAGAGGAUGAAGAAACUUGAAAAGGAGUACACCACCAUCAAGAACAAAGAAAUGGAGGAGCAGAUUGAAAUUAAGAGGUUACGCACAGAAAACAGGCUGCUGAAGCAGAGGAUUGAGACACUGGAGAAGGAAAGUGCUGCUCUGGCAGAUAGACUGAUUCAGGGUCAGGUGACGAGGGCACAGGAAGCAGAAGAAAACUACGUGAUCAAGCGGGAGCUGGCAGUGGUCAGGCAGCAGUGCAGCACGACCAGCGAGAGCCUGGAGAAAGCACAGGACACCAUCAGGGAGCUGCAGCAGCAGCAGUACACAGAACAGUUCGUCACCAGUCUGCAGACGGAGCUGGAACAGUCCAGGCUGCGAGAGGCUGAGCUGCUGGGAGCACUGAAGGAAAUGCAAGACAAGGUCCUGGUCUUGGAGAAGAGGAGCAGUUGUCUGCCUGAUGAGAACAACCUGGCUGUCCUGCAGGAGGAGGUGAAGCAGAUGAAGCUGAGGGAGCUGGAGACACUGAGCUCCUUCAGAGAGAUGCAGGAAACUGUCACCGAGCUCAACCAACGCUGGCAGCAUCACAUGUCUCGAGGCGGCGGGGGCGGCCACUGGAAGGAAUCCCCGAAAAAGAACGCCAUGAAUGAGCUGCAGGACAAGCUGAUGACUCUGAGACUGAGGGAGGCUCAGGCCCAGGCUGAGCUACGAGAAGUCAAGCUGAAAUCUCUGCAGCUGGACAGCCAGAACCAGAUACACAGUAAGCAGAUCGGUCGGCACGAGCAGGAACGCUCGGCACUGCAGGACCGACUCCAGAUGCUGACCAAUCAGAACAAGGCUCUUCAGACUCAACUCAGCGAGAUGAAGAGGAAGCAGACAGAGUCGGACUGCAAGAGUAAAGAGGAGGUGAUGGCAGUGAGACUGAGAGAGGCCGACAGCAUGGCUGCUGUGGCUGAACUUAGACAGAAGAUUGCAGAACUUGAGAUACAGAAGGAGGAAGGGCUGAUCCAGGGCCAGCUCAACCACUCCGACUCCAAACAAUACAUUAACCAACUGCGGGAUCAGAUUGCUGAGCUGAAGAAUGAGAUUCGUCAGUUACGAGGACAGAAGUCGGCCUCCAGCUCCGGCGUCACCGGCGGCGGAGGUCUCACUUCCAACUACCCAGACCUCUGCCUGGCGAGUCCCGCCUCCGCAGAGGUCGACUACCUGAGCUCUGACGACGACCUCCUUCACAGCCCGCUGCCUCCCAGCGCCCUCUACCCCGCCCUGUCCACUCAGUGUCACCAGUCCGCCCGCCUGGACAGCGAGGGCAGCACGGACAGUGAGGCAGACGAACGCAUGCGGACACACCCGGACCCGCAGCAGCUGUACGGCAGCAUGGUGUGUGCAGAGGGGCUGGACAACUGAGGCGCGGAGGAGGCGACCAAGAAGACACUGUGGGAUUUGUUUGGACGUGAAGACAGUCUGAAGACAGAUAUGUACAGGACAGGACAGGACAGGACAGGACUGCUGCUGAAAACUGGAUCUGUAUUAACCAAUCCCCCCCCCAACUCCACUCCCCCUCCCCUUAGCUUUUCCACUAUUUCAAGUACUUGAUGCAAACACAGUGGCAUCGAUGGACCUCCUUUCAUCAUCACUAUGUGUAGCCUGGUUCACCAGAACGUCCACACCCUGUCAAAGACCUACUGUAGAUCCCGUCCUCCUAUCCAUGCAUAACUGUGCAAGACAAUACAUAUCCAUCCCAACAUACGUAGACACUGAGACUGCUGCAGAUCAACCACGGGACCUGAUUCUGUGACCGUGAGGAGCAGGAAAAAAAAAAAAAAAAAGAUCUUUGCCUGAAACCUAAUAAUUAGACUUCUAACUGCUCUGUGUUCCCGGUCUUCACCUGAUCUGUUGACCGCUGAAUACACGGUCACCAUUUUACUUUGUCUCUGUAUGGCUUUCUGUAGAAGGAAACAUUUCAUCUUCACUGCCUUAGGGAACACAGGUGACGUGUUGAGGAUACAAAGAUAAUUUCAGAGAAGGAAAAAAAAAAAAGUCAGUAUAACCCACAGAAAGGGAAGGGACACAUUCAAAUAUUGCCAAAUUGUUUCCUUUAAAUUAUUUAUACUGUACGUUGUAAUUUAUUUUUAUUUUUUUACAUAUCUGUAUGAUACUCGUAGGAGCGUAGAGAUAUCGACAGAGGCCAAACUUUCUACAGCGUUCUUUGUGCCAAUUGUUAUGCCGUCGACUGCAGGUUUUUGGGUGACACUGGAUAUUUCAUGAUUUUUUAAAAUGUGCUGCUAUGAUUUAAGUUUUCAUUUUUUGUUGUUUAUUUUUCCGUCUUUUUCUGAAGUCAUUACAAGUGCUUUUGAUUUAUCCCCGGUUGAAACCACGUUAGCCUUUAAUCGGUACUGUGUGAGUUCCGAGGAACAGACUUUUCUUUGAGCCUGAGAAGAAAACAAACAGGGCGAGGAACAGGAACGUUUCAUGCGCCACGUCAGCGGAUCGCAAACCUUUUCUACAGCAUGACACUUCUGUAGAGAGGACUGCAGUCAAACUUCCACCCCCGCCCCACAUGUUGAGACAUUCACAGCCAUCGCUUCAAGUUUCUACUCAUCUUUAUUUAAAACACUCCUACAAAACUCCUGUUCUUAUUGAACCAUGGAAAUAAUGUUGUGAUCCUGGGCCGGGGCGAGGGGAGGGGCGCCGGCCCCACUUUGGUAACCACUCCAUUAUGGGAACUUUCUGCCCCUACUGUCAUGAUAGCUGUUUAAAUGACAAAAAAGAAAAAAGAAAAAUCAUAUGAUCACAUGAUCAUA